GCGAAAUAUUUCCCGCCACAUGCGAUCACAACAAAGUGAAGUAAAUCAACAUCGAAGCUAACACAAACUUUCUGAAAUGGCAGGAUUUGACGAUGCUGGAGUUUUCUUCAGCGAUAAUUUUGGGUCAGAAGAUCAGCACGACGAAAGUCACAUUAACAGACAACAAGUUAAAAAACGAUUCAAGGAUUUUAUUCGACAGUUUCAUGAGGGGAAUUUCUCUUACAAAUAUCGGGAUGAGUUGAAGAGACAUUAUAAUGUUGGUCAGUAUUGGUUGGAUAUAGAAUUAGAUGAUGUCAUCAGUUUUGAUGAAUCGUUAGCUGAUAAACUAAUUAAACAACCUACAGAACAUUUACCAUUGUUUGAAGAAGCUGCGAAAGAAGUAGCUGAUGAGAUCACACGACCUAGACCAGAAGGUGAUGAGGAUAUGGAAGAUAUCCAGAUCAUGUUACAAUCUAACGCUAAUCCUUACUGCAUCAGAGAUUUAAAGUCUGAUCAGAUGUCGAAGUUAGUGAAGGUACCAGGUAUAGUUAUAGCAGCUUCUAAUGUCAAGGCCAAGGCCACCAAAUUAACGAUGCAGUGUCGUAGCUGUGGUAACACCAUGAACAACGUAUCUGUUAAACCAGGUCUCGAAGGAUACGCUCUUCCUAGAAAAUGUAACACAGAGCAGGCUGGUAGACCAGCUUGUCCAGUUGAUCCAUUCUUUAUUGUACCAGAUAAAUGUAAAUGCGUCGAUUUCCAAGUUUUAAAAUUACAAGAAGCGCCAGAAGCUGUACCUAACGGAGAGAUGCCGAGACACAUGCAGGUUUAUGCUGACAGAUAUUUAUGUGAUCGUAUUGUACCAGGUAAUAGAGUUAUGGUCAUGGGAAUUUAUUGUAUUAAAAAAGGUGGAAAACCAACAAAGGGUGGUGUUAGAGACAAGGUAAAUGUUGGUAUUCGUCAGCCAUAUUUCCGUAUGGUUGGGGUCAAAGUUGACACAGAGGGAGUAGGUCGAAGUUCAAGUAGCAUGGUGACCCCAGCAGAGGAGGAAGAACUGAGGCGAUUGGCAGGUCAACCAAAUGUCUAUGAAACCUUGGCCAAGUCCAUUGCUCCUUCAAUCUUCGGCAGUCUGGAUAUUAAAAAGGCUAUAGCUUGUCUUCUUAUUGGUGGUUCCAGAAAAAGAUUACCCGAUGGUCUCACAAGAAGAGGUGAUGUUAAUAUAUUAAUGUUGGGUGAUCCAGGUACAGCUAAAUCACAAUUAUUAAAAUUUGUAGAAAGAUGUUCUCCUAUUGCUGUAUAUACAUCAGGUAAAGGUAGUAGUGCUGCUGGAUUAACAGCUUCUGUUAUGAGAGAUCCAGCUUCAAAAAAUUUUAUAAUGGAGGGUGGAGCUAUGGUAUUAGCCGAUGGUGGUGUGGUCUGUAUAGAUGAGUUUGAUAAAAUGAGAGAAGAUGACAGAGUAGCCAUACACGAAGCCAUGGAACAACAAACUAUAUCUAUAGCUAAGGCAGGGAUUACGACUACGUUAAAUUCUCGUUGUUCUGUACUGGCUGCUGCUAACUCUGUGUUUGGUCGAUGGGACGAUACAAAAGGAGCCGAGAAUAUCGACUUUAUGCCAACUAUUUUGUCUCGUUUUGAUAUGAUAUUUGUUGUAAAAGAUGAACAUGAUGAAGGCAGAGAUAUGAUCUUAGCGAAGCAUGUAAUGAACGUUCAUCUGAAUUCUCUACAAACGACAGAAGAACCACAAGAAGGAGAAGUUGAUCUCAACACACUGAAAAAAUUUAUAGCUUACUGUAGAACUAAAUGUGGUCCACGUCUGUCACCAGACGCAGCUGAGAAGUUAAAGAAUCGUUAUGUAUUGAUGAGAAACAGCGCUGGUGACUACGAACGAGAAACGGGCAAAAAAGUCAGCAUCCCGAUCACGGUCAGACAAUUGGAGGCUAUUAUUAGAAUAUCCGAAUCAUUAGCCAAGAUGAGAUUAGCUCCCUUUGCUACAGAUGCAGAUGUGGAUGAAGCUUUGAGAUUAUUUCAGGUUUCUACCUUAGACGCUGCUACAUCUGGAAAUUUGGCAGGAGCCGAAGGGUUUACAACCGAAGAAGAUCAGGAAUUAUUAAGUAGAAUAGAGAAACAGAUAAAACGUAGAUUUGUUAUCGGAUCACAAGUAUCAGAACAUGCUAUUAUACAAGAUUUCGUCAGACAGAAAUAUCUAGAACGUGCUAUUCAUAAAGUGCUACAGUUGAUGUUGCGACGUGGAGAGAUACAGCAUCGUAUGCAGAGAAAGAUGUUAUAUCGAAUUAAAUAAAUCUGUUAAAUAAACUACAGUUGUUACAAGGUGAAAUACAACAUCGUAUUCAGAGAAAGAUGUUAUAUCGAAUGACAUAAUCUGUUAAAUAUACUACAGCAAAAUAACUAGCAUCAUUUCUUUAAAUCAUGGAAGAAAACAAAAGAGUUUGUCUUUUGUCAACUAAAAAGCAAUUAGUUAAGAAACAUGCAAAACAUUAAUACUAAACUAUUCAAAAUCUUGGUUUCGAGUCCCCUGUUGUACGUGACAAGGAGUAAGGUCGACUGUCCAAUAUCGUGGAUUUUCUCUGGGUCCUGUCACUGCUAAAGACCCCUACGCGCAAGCAAAUUAUUGAAAUAAAAUUGAACCAUGUGUUAGACAAGAACAUUUAACUAUAUGAGUUACCAAUAUUUUCAUACAUGCCCAACACUAAAAUAAGACAAACUUUCUUUUUUAUAAACUUUCUGCCACUUGUAAAAUGUUAUUUGUUAUUCAAAAGUAAUUAAUAAAUCGACAAAUAGAAGUAUUUAGUGGACUAUUUGCUUAUCCAGUUGACAAGAGUGCUAAAUGAAUUGGUGUCGAGUGGACAUUAAACCCCAUUUCACUCUCUAGCUAACUGAAUCAAUCAUUCCAUAUUAUUUUCACAUCCUGUCACAACUGAACCUGUGUAAAAUUUGAUCAUUUAUAAUGUAACUCUCGUUGAAUGUCAAUAUUCUAGGCCUUUUGAAUUAAUUGUUGAAAUUUCUGGUAAUAAUGUUGGAAUGUCUUUAUUAUAGGCCCUGCAUACCUUAUAAAUUAAAUAUUAAAAAAUUUGUUGUGAAAAAUAAAUUUGUAGAUCUACUGGACUAUUACCAUAAUUGUAUAUUUGUAAAUAAAGUAUUUUGUACAUUUUCUAUUGG
Messenger RNA from Patella vulgata (common limpet), 3153 nucleotides. RefSeq names its product DNA replication licensing factor mcm5-A. Gene Ontology annotation, molecular function: 3'-5' DNA helicase activity; ATP binding; single-stranded DNA binding. Lineage: Eukaryota; Metazoa; Mollusca; Gastropoda; Patellidae. Gene Ontology annotation, biological process: double-strand break repair via break-induced replication; DNA replication initiation; DNA replication. Gene Ontology annotation, cellular component: nucleus; MCM complex. The coding region runs from base 77 to 2275 and encodes 732 amino acids. The transcript has 16 exons. The record is from RefSeq and is a predicted model, not a curated record.